Messenger RNA from Fusarium musae, 567 nucleotides. RefSeq lists its product as uncharacterized. The transcript is spliced from 3 exons. The record is from RefSeq and is a predicted model, not a curated record. Bases 1 to 567 code for a protein of 188 amino acids. Lineage: Eukaryota; Fungi; Ascomycota; Sordariomycetes; Hypocreales; Nectriaceae.
AUGGCCGACCCUCUCUCCGUCGCCGGGUUGGCUUUGGCCGUGGUAUCCCUGGGCCUCCAAGUCACUGGGGGCAUCGCGGAAUACUUUGACUCACUGAAGUCCCGCGGCCAAGACAUCGACUCCAUAACUCGUCAGAACGACACGCUGAGGAAGACGCUUCGGAUCAUCGAAUUAUCAAUCUCUCAGUUUCAGAAUGACCACAAAACAGCAACCGAGGCAUUAAGACAAUUUUUAGACUCAUCUAACGGGGAACUGAAGGUUUUGGAGAGCAUGAUAGCCACGUUCAUUAUUGACGAUGAAGGUACAGCUGGUCGAAGGAACAAAGCUCGGAAUCAGGGAUCUGAGAAGUUAGCUACGCUCCAGGCGACUUCGCAGAUUAUCUCUAGGGAUCUUCUAGUUGUUCAGUCCGAGGUCUCAUCUAUUAGAACUCCCAUUCGAGGCAUCGAAACCACUCUAUCCCAAUUUGAGACACGAUUUAGCGGUCUUGAGAAUCUCCUCGGCCAGCUAUUCGUCCAAGGCUCGGCCAUCAAUGAGACACUACAAGAAUGUGCUGAGGUCAUCGUCUAA